Messenger RNA from Pseudoliparis swirei, 4539 nucleotides. RefSeq names its product rhotekin 2 (gene rtkn2). The coding region runs from base 1 to 2109 and encodes 702 amino acids. Lineage: Eukaryota; Metazoa; Chordata; Actinopteri; Perciformes; Liparidae. The record is from RefSeq and is a predicted model, not a curated record. Gene Ontology annotation, biological process: signal transduction; positive regulation of cell population proliferation; hemopoiesis. The transcript is spliced from 12 exons.
AUGGACGAUCCGCGGGACGUUCAAACUUUCAAGCGAAACGGAAGCACCGGGUCGUUCUUAUCGGCCGGUUCCGCAGUCGCUAUGGAGAUAAAACAGAAGAAAAUACGACAGAGUACACUAUUCCUGCAAACAGAGAACACGAAUGUACAAGAAAAGCUGGACUUCGAGAUGCGGAUGCGUGAGGGCGCAUACAAGCUGCUGCUGGCCUGCAGUAAGAGAGAGCAGGUUCUCAACGCCUCCAAGAACCUGCUGACCUGCAACGCCAGGAUCAAGGCUUACCUCGCUCUGCUGCGGAAGAAGAAGGAGGAGCAGGAGGUGAUCGGAGCGGCCGCGAGAUUUUCAGAUCCAGGUGACCGUGUGCCCUGUAAUGGGACGAUCGCAAUGUCUGGGCUGCGCAUCCCUCUGAUGUGGAGGGACUCGGCCUACUUUAACAACAGAGGCAGCUCCCGUCGGGUGGCGGUGUUCUGUGUGAUGCAGAUUGGCUCGGAGGUGUUUGACACAGAGAUGGUGGUGGUGGACAGAUCCGUCACUGACAUCUGCUUUGAGGGAGUCACCGUCUUUAAAGAUGUAGUUCCUGAGUUUGAGCUGAAGGUGGAGCUGUGGAGCUGUGCCCUGGACGAAGAGCUCACGAUGGUGAAUACGCCAAAGAAACUGGCCAAGAAGCUGCGCAGCUCCUUUGGAAAGACGGCUGGGAAGAAGCUGUGCCCUCUGCUGGACAAUCCAGACCCUGACACCUUCCUGCAGUCCAACCCUAUACCCGUUGGAGCCAAGUACAGCCUACUGGCCUACACGUCGCUGUGUCUGCCUGAGGAUGAAGGCAGCUUUCAGUCUCACUCCCUCAUUGUCCUCCAAGACGCUGAGUGGUCCUCCUGGCUCCCACUUUAUGGCAACCUGUGCUGCCGGUUGGUGGCCCAGCCGACCUGCAUGACGCAGAGCAUGACGAGCGGCUACCUGAGCCAGAAACUGAACGUGGAGGGGAUGAACCGCUGCUGCAGUCUUUACUGUGUGCUGAGUUCUGGCAUGUUGUCCUGUUACUUCACCCCGGAAGAAAUUGAUGCUAAAGUGCAGCCCACUCUCAAUGUACCCGUCAACAAGCACCGUCACCUCAUGCGAAGUGGAUGUGCUGUGUUGUGUCUGCAGGACACCCGGAUCCGUGUGAUGGAGAAAGAGUCCGCAAGGCAGAAAUCCAGGAGUCUGUCCAUCAUCAACCCUUCACCACAGGGGUCCGAGACCAUCGUCUUCACCACGGAAACCAGCCAGGAGCUGGAGGAGUGGAUGGACGCCCUCCACCAGCACCUCUAUGAUCAGAGCCAGUGGCUACAAUGCUGCAACAAGCUAAUGAAGAUUGAGGUCGCGUCACCACGGAAACCAUCACUCUUCCUCACCAAGCAGGCGGACUCUGUUUACAAUGACCUCAGUAUAAAUUCACCUGGCAAGUUUGAGGGCAUCACAGACAUCAUCCACAACAAGAUCGAGGAAACGGAUGGCCGCUAUCUGAUUGGCCCCGAAGAGGAGAAGGAGGCUCCUAAUUGGUCCUCGCUGUUUGAAGGGUCCCAUUCGGUGGUCGUGCAGAGGGCUAUUCUGUCCCAGAGCAAAACCUCCACCCCUUGUUCAAGCCCCAACACCAACACCAGCUCUACAUCCAUCAGCAACAAGAAGCGCCGUGCUCCACCCCCGCCCGCUCACAAGGAGCCUCAUGCUCCUCCCAGCCGCCCUACCAGACCUCCCCUUCCCACCUCUCUUCCUCACCCUCAUCCUCCCCCUCCCUCAUACCAGGAGAAGGAGAACUCCGGCACUUGCGCUCCACGCCCGGCCACCAGGUCCAAAACUGGCAGACCAUCCCUGGAUGCCAAAUUCUCUGCCAUCAUUCAGCAGCUCCAGCGAAGCAACGCUGGAGGAGCUGGAGCCCUCAGCCGGAAACACGCCCCACUGGGCGUCCUGGAUGUACAACCACAAAGUCAGCCUCAGCCGGAGCACCAGAACCACAGCACUGAUGCCACAGGUGAACAUGCCUUCCUCAGACCGAGUCACGGUCCUGGUCCUGUUCCUGCAGCGAAGAGCAAACUGAGGAAGUCUAUCCGGGAGAGGAUGAACCGUAAAGCCUUGUGAUCUUUGACCUUAAACAACAACUAACCUUCCCACUAAUAUGAAUACCUACAACACAGUUAGAACUUUUUUAAUGAGCUCAGUGGUGAUGAUAAAAUCAGUUUCCAAAGUAUAUUUUACUGCUCCUAAAUAGCAAUACUUUUAUAGUUUGGACAUGACGAUUACGUCAUGCUCAAUUUUGGGAAAUAUGUUUCAUGACGCAAGUUGAAUGACAAGUAACUCAUCUGUACACUAAAUAUGAAGCUGGAGGCGCUUAGCUUAGCAUAAAGACCGGAAUCGUCAAGCCUUGCUCGGUCCAGAAGGAGACAAAAUCAGCCUCCCAGCAUCUCUAAAAAUCACUAAUUGAGAAUUAUUUCGGAAUCCAAAAACUGAAGCGUAAAAUGCCACAUUUUAAAGGAGGGCUCUGCAACACUUUCAUGGUUGGGAGCCGUGACUUACUGGAGUGGAUCUGAGAGGCUUCAGACUACUUAUCUGCCACAUAACUGUAAACCCACAACAAGUUAUUUUAAUUAUUAGUUUUUUGUAAAGAUGAAAUAAACAAUACACAUUUAGUGAGCUUUAAAGGGCUUGGUUGGUAGAUUAAUUUAACCUUUAGACAGUCAGGCUAGCCGUUUCCCCCUGCUUUCAGUCUUUAAGCUAAGAUAACCAUCUACGGGCUCCCAUUUCAUAUCGCACUGAUGGAUAAAAGAGUGGUAUCGACUUUCUCAUCGUAUUUCCCAAAAUGUCGACCUAUUACUGUAACCUUAAGGAUGGGUGCGUGUCGUGGUCUCUUCAAAACAAAGGGUCCUCCCAAUGUCCAUCACGGCGACCCUAAUCCCAGUCGACACCUCAUCUCACAAUAUCAAUACUGUACUCUCCAUUUAAGAACUCUUUCACAUGCAGCGAACCAACAGAUGCAAUUGAAGGCUGUACGUUGGCCCGAGCGACGACAUCAUCAAUCCCACUAAAGUAGAAAGGCUUAUUUCUCAGCUCUGGAACAUGGGCCGAAGAAAGAGCUUUAGCAAAAGCACUCAAAUUGGAAUUGAUCCAUUGGCCGACUGAACGAGUCAUUCCUUUUGGAACUAUUGACUUCUUCCACUCACUGUGACAACUUUAUGACCACUAUAGCUGAUUUUAAGGGAACGGGAUUUUAGGAGCAAUUGCAAGCCCUAAUGUGACUUCUCCAUUUCUCAGAGGUCUUAAUAAUGGAGUGACCUUGGUUUUCAGUGACUACACAGUAUGUCCAACAUAAUCUUAACGCGGCAGCCUGUAAAUGCCAUGAACCUAAUCGAAUGAAUCACUCUUAGGAGUGACUACAAUAAUGAAUGCCCUUGUGUUUUGAACAUAUCCAAUACUGACAGACAAAAGGGCAUUUCAACCACUUAACAGUCACAUGUUGAAGAAAGUUCUUCAGAAUUACACACAGUGUGCGAAACAUUAGGUUUCGCCUUUUCUGAAAUUGGCUGGGCAGAUGAAGAAGCAAUGUGGCGAAAGCUGCAAUCCCAUAUAUUUUUUAUCUCACCCCCUAAAAUUCUGUUUAAUGGAGGAGGGGGGGGGGGGUCGUUUUUGGGGGGUGGAUUACAGGAGGAUUUAGUUUAAGGUUUCAAAGAACCCCAGAACGGAUGGCACAAAAGAGGAUGCUGCUCAAUAUCAGCAAGGUUUUCUAGACUCGGCAUGUUCUACCGACACAUUAGUCACUUUGAUUUAGUAUUUUAUGUACCUGGAAAAACAAGUUAUGGUUCCUGGGUCAAACCUCAAAGCAUUAGGUUCAACUGAGGCUGAUGUAGUUGUACCUCAGUCUGUUAUAUUGCACUUCCUGUGUUGUCCAUCAUAAUCUCUGCAAUUUUCAGUUCCAGUGAGCAUGCGAGAGACGAAGGAACAUCGAAUUACAUGGCAGUGUUGCUGACAAUUACUAUGAAGGCUAAUGUUUCUGUAGUAUUUCAUCUUAACUCUGUAAUGCGAGUGAAAGGAGGAAAUGUUGCCCCUGUGGCUAUUAAGCAUGAGGGAAAGCAUCUAAAUGUACUAACUGCUUCAUGACUAAACAAGGACUAAAUGUGUUUCAUCAAACUAAUGAGCCAGAUUGACAAUGUUUUUUAUAAUAUUUGUAUUUUAUACGACCGCAAUAAUUCUUUGUCUUGUUAUUGAUUUUAAAUGUUCUGUAAUUCCUUUUCAUAGUAUACUACUGCCAUGUCAUCUCAAAUUUACUUUAACAUAUUAAUUAUUUAGACUUUAAGUGGCACUUUGGUUAUGUACAAGUAAGUAGGGAACGGAAUGCAUUAAUAUUGCCGUAGUGCAGAAUAAUCUGUGUAUAGUGCAAUGUUAGAAAAUUAAUCUGCUAUUUAUGUUUCUCAAAAAGUGCAAUUUUCUCCUCGAUCUGUUCAUCGUUGUCUUGACAUCUUAACUGUAUAUUUUAUUUUUUUGUGCUUAUCUGCAAUAAAACGGCCUACAUAUCUA